Molecule: messenger RNA, 5514 nt
Organism: Amyelois transitella
Lineage: Eukaryota; Metazoa; Arthropoda; Insecta; Lepidoptera; Pyralidae
Product: cell adhesion molecule Dscam2
Exons: 35
Coding region: 1-5514 (1837 amino acids)
Biological process (GO): dendrite self-avoidance; homophilic cell-cell adhesion; axon guidance
Cellular component (GO): axon; plasma membrane
Molecular function (GO): cell-cell adhesion mediator activity
Source: RefSeq, a predicted model, not a curated record
AUGGCGGUCCAAAUGCCGGUUCGCUCCGGACAUGACUGCGCUUUGUCACUGGCGAUGUUAAAUAAAUGCGAAGUCGCUGUAUUAAAGUUGGGAGCUGCCCAUCAAGGAAAGAGGCAGGAGCGCCGCCCAGUCAGUCCGCGUCGAGCCUCCGACAGGGACCCACGUGUUGAGCGCCCCUGCUUUGGAGGGAAAACUUUUCGGCACACGGGACAAUGGAACCAUAAUCGAGUUUGUCGCGUCAUAUCAUGGGCACUAAUCGCACUAGCGGUGGCCCAAGCGACGAGCUCAAGCGACAAACGUCCUCACUUCACCGUGGAGCCGCCGUCGCGAGUUCUAUGGCCCGCGACCAGGGGAGCCUACGCCGUCUGCCGUGCGACUGGACAUCCGACCCCUGAUGUGCACUGGGUUACGUCGGAAGGACAACUGGUGUCUACUAUACCAGGACUGAGACACGUCUUAGCUGAUGGCAGGCUUGUGGUGGGGGCUCGAAGAUCCCUUCUGGAUACUGGAAGUGGGGGGAGUGGGGCGAUACUCCGAUGCAGGGCUUCCAAUCGUGCCGGAACACUGCUAUCCAGACCUGUACUGCUUCAACCAGUUGAAGACAGUGUUUUAUCCCACACUGCUCGUCAGCUGAUCCCGGCCAAAGUAGGAGGUCACGUGGUGCUGCGAUGCGAGGUGUCUCCUCAGGUCGGCUUGGUUGACGUCACGUGGCUGCAAGACGGCCUGCCACUCGCUUCUGGUUAUUUGGCACCUGAAUCUCGAUGGGUUUCCGGAGCCGGAGGACUGUUAUUUGGGUCAGAUUUAACGCAAGCGGAUAUACAAGCUGAAUAUACAUGCAUUGCAUUAGACUUGCCAAGUCCUCCACUUAAACUUACAACAGAUGAUAGCAGUUGGCUUGAAAAUAUUAAGCUGAACUCGCUUGAAGCCCGUGCUGGUGACACAAUAGUUUUACCCUGUAUUUUACGGCAUAUAACAGGACAUAGUGUGAGUUGGCAGCGGCAGGACGGUAGUGGAACCUGGUCUGCGGCUACCGGAGAAGGGACAGUACGUGGUGGAUCCCUUAUAAUUCCAAACGCACGGGAACAUCACGCUUCAAGAUAUGCAUGCUCAUCAGGAGCUGAAUCUUCGCCAAAGAUGAUUAUAAGACUGGUCGUUUAUGAACCACUCACAGUCAGCGUUAGUCCAAAUCCAUUGAUGUUGGGUACGGGUGGAACUGGGCAUUUGAACUGCACUGCACAGGGUGGUCGGGGUGGUGGGAUCACGAUGGGGUGGCAACAUGAAGGGCGACCAUUACACGCGCCUCAAUCUCGGCUCACAUUAGGUCCUGUAAGGUCACACCACGCUGGUAUUUACCAAUGCACAGUACACGACCAUUCCGAGUCAGCUGUUUCCUCUGCAGAAUUGAUUAUUGCUGACAGGCCGCCAAAGUUAGUGUCUACAUUUAGUGAAGCUAUCACGAGGAUUGGUCAAAGCAUCGCCUUGAGGUGUGCUGCGACAGGUGUACCACCACCGAGGAUAUUAUGGACUUUAGAUGAUAAACCAUUACCAGCAGCACCAGACAAGUAUAGUGUAAACACUAGAGCAGAAAAUUUGCCUGGAAGUGAAGAAGGAACUAUUGUUUCUACUCUGAGUGUAACCAUUAGAACUGCUGAUGAAGGUGGAAGGUAUGGUUGUAAUGCCACCAAUUCUCGAGGAUCUCACGCACAUCAUGCAAGGCUAAACGUUUAUGGACCACCGAACAUUAGAUAUUUAUCUGCAAUACAUGUGAAGACUGAUACUGAUAUAAAUUUGUACUGCCCUUAUUCAGGAUAUCCAAUAAAGGAAGUUGUAUGGAAAAAAGAAGACGGAACAUUGGUUGACAUGGGAAUAGAGUCAGGCGAUGAACGUGGUAUAUUAAGACUAAACUCUGUGAGGAGUUCGGUUGCUGGAAGUUAUACGUGUGAAGUUCGAGCUGAAAGUGGAGAGUUGGCCCGAAGAACUGUCCGAAUUGAAGUGCACAAGCCUCCAAAAAUAGCAUCAUUUCAUUUUCCUGAAGAGCUAGAAGUUGGAGGAAGUACACAAGCUACUUGUAGCUUAGUAUCUGGAGACAAACCUAUAACAUUCACCUGGCACAAAGAUAAUUUACCUAUCCCUUCAGUGCUCAAGGUGGAACAAAAAAACAUGGACUUCUUCACGAUCCUUAUAAUACAAGAUCUUACUUCAGCUCACAGUGGUGAAUAUACUUGCAAAGCUACAAAUGACUUCGGAACCGUCAGUCACUCCGCAUCUUUGGUUGUAAAAGAGCCACCGACGUGGGUGUGGCGUGCGCAGAAUACCUCGGUAUCAGCUGGUGCUGCUAUUUUAUUACCAUGUUCUGCCAAAGGCCAACCUUCACCGAGAAUAUCUUGGGAAUACUCUGCAGAUGGAGAAAAUUGGCGUCAUAUUUUGUGGGGUCAGUCCGACACAAGUGAUGCCAGUGGCGGUUUAAUCUUGUCUGAUGGCACAGUUUGGUUGAGAGCUACUUCACCGGAGCAUGAAGGCUGGUAUCGAUGUACAGCACGAGCUCAACACGCUUUUUUACACCACAGUUUCUACCUUGAUGUAAGAGAACCUCCGAGGUUAAGUAGAGGAGGAGGUGGUGGGGAAACCAGAUGGGUCGUCAGGGGUUCCGCCGCUCGUCUAACUUGUACAGUCAGAGGAGAACCGGAGUUACACAUACAAUGGACACACGACACGAGACCUUUGGCACUACAUGGUAGUGGAGGCGUAGAAACAAGGGAUUCUGGAAGUGGCUCAAUGACAUCAGAAGUUACUAUAAACCAUGCGAGUCCAGAACACGCUGGCGAAUACCGGUGCCUUGCAAGAAAUCUUUAUGGCAGUGACGAACUGGUCUUUCGUCUUUUUGUGAAAGAGCGCCCUACCAUGCCCGAAGAAGUAAGAGUAUCGGAAGUAUGGUCACGUCGAGCCCGAGUGACCUGGCGGAUAGCCCGUGGAGCAAUGGUCUCUCACUACUCACUGCAAUACCGGUCUCUUACUCGAGACCUCACAAACGCUCCGCUUGACGCUCCGCUGCCCGCUAUGCUCGACAAUUGGGCCACACCCGAAGUCCUCAACAUCACAUUGACUAACUCUGAUUUGCUUCAUGUCGCGUCAGAGGGUCCAGGGCGGGCCGGCGCCUCGGUCGCGGGAUUAUCUCCGGACACUCGAUACGCCCUCAGACUGGCCGCCUACAAUGACGUCGGCGGGUCACCCUUCACCGCGCCACUACACUUCACCACACGAGAAGAGGCACCCGGCGGGGCGCCGCGCGAUAUCACCAUCCGCGCACUUAGAGCACGUGAGCUUCACGUCACUUGGCAGCCUCCACCAAGAGAAACCUGGCAUGGUACUCUUCUUGGAUACACGAUCCGCUGGUGGGAGGUAUCCGAAGAAGGGAAGGGUACAUCAUCAGACGGUGCUGGCUCCGAGAGCGGGGCCUCUGCAGACGCUACCAGCACUACCUUAAGAGGCCUGAAGGCGGCUACCAGAUAUGGAGUGACUGUCAGGGCAUAUAAUGCAGCAGGAACUGGACCCCUGUCGCCGCCACAUUAUCGACAUACUUUAGAGUCACCGCCAACGGGUGGUCCUGAAGCCGUGUCCUGCCUGUCCAGCGGGUCGUCCUCUCUCCGAGUGUCUUGGCGCCCCCCCGCAGUCGACACCAGGGGGGGUCUGAUAACACAUUACACGCUGCAGUACACCAGGCGGGACUCGGAUCCUUUGCUGCCGGCUCAGGAUGCUUAUCUUCGUGUUCAGGGUGAAGAUGCAACAGUAUCUAGACUAACGCCGUACGCUGAAUAUGAAAUAAGGGUGCGUGCACACAACGCGGCCGGGGACGGGCCUCUGUCGGCCCCGCAAAUUUGUCGGACCGAUGAAGAUGCGCCUAGCGCUCCGGGCGGCAUGAAGCUGAUUGCUCUGAGCGAGCGGUCGCUCAGAGCUUCUUGGCUGCCGCCUCCGGAGCCCAACGGAAAGCUGACGCAUUACAGCCUUUAUGUCAAGGAUCUGUCAGGGUCACAAGAACCUAACAUAUCUCGGGUAAAUGCGUGCAUCGAACCCGAAGGAGGAUCAGCAGAAUGCAUGAGGCCAUUGCGUGGUCUUCGAGCUGGACGGACGUAUGAGGCCUGGGUGCGGGCUGCCACGGCGGCCGGCGAAGGACCGCCUUCUGCGGCUGUUGCUUGUCAGACCAGCGCUCUUGCACCAGCGCGCAUCUCUUCUUUCGGCGGAGUGGCCAUGGGAGCCGCGGGUGGGUCGUUGUCCCUCCGCUGCGUGGUGGGAGGAGCUCCGCCGCCGGCCAAACGCUGGCUGCGUGGAGGCAGCCCAUUGCAUCCGCGCCCGCCAUUCCAUCUCGACGGAGACGCUUUAUUGAUACGAAGUUUGGAACUAUCCCAUGCUGAUAACUACACAUGCGUUGCUGAAAAUCCCCACGGUUCUGACUCCGUGACUUGGAGAGUCGUGGUGCUUAGACCACCUUCACCUCCCGGCCUUGCUCUAUUGGAAGCCAGAUCUAGGGAAUUAGAACUAGAACUUAGACCGGCUAUAAGGUCACCCGGUCAUGCAUUAGCCAAAUCAUAUGCAGUGCACUGGAGAUUAUCUUCGCCUGAAGGCGAAUGGCGUAUCCAAGCAGCUAAUCCGGGUCCGGUAACUCUAACCGGCCUGCGAUGUGGUUCUUCAUACAAAGCGUACGGUUCCGCCGGCGGGCCCCCCGGCCCAGAAAUUACCGUGCGUACAUCCGGGGGGCCUCCCAUAGCGCCUGUUGAUGCGAGGUGGAUAAGGACGAAUUCUACUCACGCGAGGUUUGACACGAGUGCGUGGAGUGAUGGCGGCUGUGGCCCUGUGGCUUUGAAGCUGGAGUGGGCUGGGGCGGGCGCGGCGGGGGCCAGGGAUGUGCCUAUUGGAGGUGAAGUCAUCUUGGGAGGUCUUACUCCCGGUUCUCGCUACCGUCUCGCGGCCCGGGCCACAAACGAGGCGGGUUUGACUCGAGAAGUGUACGAGUUCACAACGGCGCCGCCAGAGGGCGGUUUCGCUGAAGAAGUGGACGCGCCGUUUCCCGCCACUGCUGGGGAGUUGGCGCUGCUGCUGGCAUUGUGUGCUGCUUUGUCACUUGCAGCGCUCACCAUACUAGCUAUACUACUUAGACGUAAGAGGACUGAUGGGGCUGUAGCUCGGGUGUCGACGAGCGCUGAAAAACCAACGUGUGGGACCUACCGGGCUCCGCCACAUCAGACGCCAAAACUACCACCAGACCCCCCAGACGUAUACGAGAUAAGUCCAUACGCAACAUUCGCCGGCGGCCCCGGGGCCGUGACCAGCAGCGGGUCGCGAGCGUACACGUUGCAGCUGCGCGCGCUCGCGCGACACGACGACGACGCGGCCCCGCCUGCGCACGCGGCCUGCUGUGAUGAGGAAACCUGUGUGGACGCGUGUGACGCGCAAAGACGUCGAAGGCGUCGCCGACACUAUUGCCCCGAUCAUGGUUGUUCACAAGACUCAGGGAGUUGA